AUGGCUUCCAAGGGUGCUCUUAUCUUGUGUCUCAACAUCAUCCUUUUCACUGUGGUUAGCUCCACAUAUGUGCCAUGCAACCCACCCCCCAAAGUUCCCAAACACCCACCUGUCCCAAAGCCACCUUCCACAAAGUAUGGUAGUUGCCCUGAGAACACUCUGAAGUUUGGUGUGUGCGCUAAUGUGUUAGGUUUGAUCGGUGUGGAACUUGGGAAGCCACCAAAGACCCCAUGCUGCCAACUCAUUGAGGGUCUGGCUGAUCUUGAAGCUGCUGUGUGCCUUUGCACUGCUCUCAAAGCUAAUGUGUUGGGCAUCAACCUCAAUGUUCCCGUCAAGUUGAACUUGCUACUCAACUACUGUGGAAAGAAAAUUCCUAAGGAUUUCGUCUGCUACUAA
Sphenostylis stenocarpa is the source of this 396-nucleotide messenger RNA. NCBI's taxonomy places the organism in Eukaryota, Viridiplantae, Streptophyta, Magnoliopsida, Fabales, Fabaceae. The record is from the annotation of a GenBank genome assembly.